Messenger RNA from Schistosoma margrebowiei, 959 nucleotides. The record is from the annotation of a GenBank genome assembly. Lineage: Eukaryota; Metazoa; Platyhelminthes; Trematoda; Strigeidida; Schistosomatidae.
UGAGGAUUGAAGGCUUUUGACCUUGUUGAAAUUAGCACCGAGGCGCAUCAGUUGUAUCUGUGCACAGGUAGGUCUCGUGGUUGGCAUGUAUCGGUGCUUUGUCUGAUCCCUUCGGGUUUUAAGUUAAAUUUAAAACGGUUUACCCACAGGUAUUAUAAUGGCAGUCGGCGGUCAGAAAAAAGUUACAAAAGGGGGAAAGAAAGGCGGGAAGAAGAAAACGUCCGACCCAUUCACCAAAAAAGAGUGGUAUGACAUUAAGGCUCCAGCCAUGUUUUCCAAGAGGACUUGUGCACGAACACUGGUGACACGAACUCAAGGCACACGUAUAGCCAGUGACGCACUCAAAGGUCGUGUAGUUACACUUAGUCUCGGAGAUCUCAGCGAGAAGAAUGAAGAAUUCUUCCGCAAAUUUAAACUUCAGGUUGAAGAUGUCCAGGGACGUCACUGCCUAACCAAUUUUCAUGGACUGGAACUUACUCGAGACAAGUUGUGUUCAGUUGUUGUCAAGUGGCGUUCAACCAUCGAAGCACAUGUUGAUAUAAAGACAACAGAUGGAUACUUGCUUCGUUUCUUCAUAAUCACGUUCACUCCAAGUGUUCCUCGGUCCGAAAGACUCCAUUCUUACGCACAGAGCACACGUAUUAAACGAAUACGUGCGCGUCUUAUCGACAUUAUUCGACAGGAAGUUUCUACCUGCGACUUGAAGGAGGUCGUCAAUAAGCUUAUUCCAGACUCCAUUGCACAGGAUGCUCGAAAGGCUGCAUCGUGGAUUUAUCCACUUAGUGAAACAUUUAUUCGCAAGGUUAAGGUGCUAAAAAAACCAAAAGCUGAUCUUGCCCGGUUGAUGGAACUUCAUGGUGAGUCGAAGUCAGCCGCUCCUGGGGAAACUGUUUCUCGCCCAGAUCACUAUGAACCUCCAAAAGUUGAUUCAGUGUAAUUCAAUAUAAAAUUCACCUGGA